CCACUUGGGACCGGUCCCUGAGUAGGUGAGGAGGUGGGUAGGAGCUUGCUUAUAGAAAAGUGGAAUCCAGUAGUCCUUGUUAGUGGAGCCGCUGCCUCCAGGGAACUCAAGGCCGGCUCCUGUUUCUUCAAGAGUGCUGGAGGCCAAACUUGAAAUACAAGUUUAAGGUUCCCCAUCGGGCAAAAGAUAAGGAUCCGAUCUCCCCCGGCCCGGUGUGCAGCAGGAGCGACCAACCCCGACCCGGGUUAAAACUCCCAGGGACUCUUCGCUGCUGCCACCUCUUGUUCUCUCCCCCGUUCCUACUCGGGGUCUCCCUCAGGGCCGGGAGGCACAGCAGUCCCUGCUUGCUGAGGGGCUGGAUGUACGCAUCCUCAGGUUCCCGCGGACUUGGGGGCGCCCACUGAGCCCCGGCGCCCGCAGAGGGCUUGUGUUUGCCUCCUGCAGCCUCAACCCGGAGGGCAGCGAGGGCCUACCACCAUGAUCACUGGUGUGUUCAGCAUGCGCUUGUGGACCCCGGUGGGCGUCCUGACCUCGCUGGCGUACUGCCUGCACCAGCGGCGGGUGGCCCUGGCCGAGCUGCAGGAGGCCGAUGGCCAGCGUCCGGUCGACCGCAGCCUGCUGAAGUUGAAAAUGGUGCAGGUCGUGUUUCGACACGGGGCGCGGAGUCCUCUCAAGCCGCUCCCGCUGGAGGAGCAGGUAGAGUGGAACCCCCAGCUGUUAGAGGUCCCACCCCAAACUCAGUUUGAUUACACAGUCACCAAUCUAGCUGGUGGUCCGAAACCAUAUUCUCCUUAUGACUCUCAAUACCAUGAGACCACCCUGAAGGGGGGCAUGUUUGCUGGGCAGCUGACCAAAGUGGGCAUGCAGCAGAUGUUUGCCUUGGGAGAGAGACUGAGGAAGAACUAUGUGGAAGACAUUCCCUUUCUUUCACCAACCUUCAACCCACAGGAGGUCUUUAUUCGUUCCACUAACAUUUUUCGGAAUCUGGAGUCCACCCGUUGUUUGCUGGCUGGGCUUUUCCAGUGUCAGAAAGAAGGACCCAUCAUCAUCCACACUGAUGAAGCAGAUUCAGAAGUCUUGUAUCCCAACUACCAAAGCUGCUGGAGCCUGAGGCAGAGAACCAGAGGCCGGAGGCAGACUGCCUCUUUACAGCCAGGAAUCUCAGAGGAUUUGAAGAAGGUGAAGGACGGGAUGGGCAUUGACAGUAGUGAUAAAGUGGACUUCUUCAUCCUCCUGGACAACGUGGCUGCCGAGCAGGCACACAGCCUCCCAAGCUGCCCCAUGCUGAAGAGAUUUGCACGGAUGAUUGAACAGAGAGCUGUGGACACAUCCUUGUACAUACUGCCCAAGGAAGACAGGGAAAGUCUUCAGAUGGCGGUAGGCCCGUUCCUCCACAUCCUGGAGAGCAACCUGCUGAGAGCCAUGGACUCUGCCACUGCCCCCGACAAGAUCAGAAAGCUGUAUCUCUAUGCGGCUCAUGAUGUGACCUUCAUACCGCUCUUAAUGACCCUGGGGAUUUUUGACCACAAAUGGCCACCGUUUGCCGUUGACCUGACCAUGGAACUCUACCAGCACCUGGAAUCUAAGGAGUGGUUUGUGCAGCUCUAUUACCACGGGAAGGCCUUGCAGGUACCAAGCAUAACAGGAAUGAAGAAAAUUCUAGGGCUUCUCCAGCCUCAUUGACAAGGAAAAAGCAAACUACUCUUCAUUGCAGUGUUGACAUUUCAAAACUGGCAUUUAAUUAUUUACAUACUUUCAUAUAUUAAAGGUACAUAUACAUGUGUAUAAGUAAAUCUGUAUAUGUGUGUAUAAAAGUUUUCAAUAGCUCCACUACUCACAGCUACCCUAGAGAACUUUACCAAAGCCCAGGAGAUCUUCUGCAGUUUGGAGAACAAAAUAAAUCACAGUAAUCCACCAUCCCCUGUAAUCAAAUACAUUUUGACUGAACCCAGUAACAAUGACUCAGUUUCUAGCAAGGUGCCACGCCCAGCCCUUGUCUUCAUUUGACGUUGAGAACCGAGCAGCCAGAAGCCAGUACUCCAGAGCCCAUAAAGCACCGCCAAAAGCGUGGCCUUAGAUCACAGAUUGAUUCAUGGGGAUGGGCAGGAGUCUCCAGGGAAAACAGCUCAUGGGGUAGCUGUUGAGCUUCUAUGUGGGAAGUGAGGAAAAUGAAAGCUCCUGGAAGCUUGGUGAAGAUGAGAAACAAACAUGAGCUCCUGGGGUCUUUAAUAAAAAGAACUUUGACUGUAGAAAACAAAAAGAUUGAAAACUUAAAUUCACCCUCAACACUAAUUAAUUGGACACUGGAUAUAACUGAGAUUUGUAAGCUGUUUCUGCCCUUGACCCUGGCUCCAGCCUCUAGAGAAUGGAAGAGUGUGGCUAGCACAGAGCUGCGGGUCAGCCCCUCAUGAGAGGGGGUUGCUGGUCUAGGUGCAGGUGGUGAGGUGUGAGAAACCCAGCCACCCAGAGCCGCACAGCAACACUCCCAGCCGGCCCCAGUGAAGACAUGCAGUUUCCUAGGGCUGGGUUUCUUUAACCUGUUCUUUGGAACCGCAGGGUACCCACAUAAUUGUUUGGGAACACUAAGCAGGUAUUUUGCAAGAGAAAUCUGGCUUCUUUCGUGUUUGGUGAAGUAACUGAAUUUUCCCAUGCUUUAACUAUGUGUGAGGAAAUAAUUUCUGAUUCUUCUGUUUAUUUUCUCUUUCUAUGGUCAUACAUACACUCACCGUCUUCCUCUGACAGUAUUGAUUACCAAGCACAAUUAAGCACUGAGACAGAAAGUUAACAGCUGAAGUGGGGUCACCUAUAGGCAGAAAAUAGAUUCGUGUCUGUUUAACAGUAACCCAGAUAAGAAGCCAUGUUAAAUAGAGACAACUUUUAUUACAAUCCCCAUAGCAUACCUUCCUUUUAACAUUAUUUUUAUGAUUUAGCUCCCUCCAAUAGGAAAUGUUUGGCCACCCACUGGUUUUGUGCUUUAUAAACUUAUUGCUUUAAAUGUGUUAUUAAAAUCUUACCACCAAAUUAGGAUUCCAUGACUUUUCAUAAAUGUAAGGGCUUGUGACUUUGAAAAAAAUUACAGGUCUGAGUUAGAGAAAAGAAAGUGGCAAUGAGGCUCAAGUUGUCUAAACAGCAUGGGAAAUAUGAUACAAUUUAAUGUUAUUUCAAGCAAAAGAGAUGAGUCUAAGGAUUUUUUAGAAUAAGCAAAUUUUUGCAAGUGAUCUUCCUGUGGUUCUCUCACCCCGCCCCCAGCCUAUCUUCCACAAUCUGAUCACCUGAUCCCUUGCUUAAAACUUUGAAGUUCAAACUCCUUACUGGGCCACACUGGGCUCUCUGUGACCCACUCUCUCUCUAGGCUUAUUUCUUUUCUUUUCUUUUUUUUUUUUUGGAGACAGAGUCUUGCUCUCUCACCUAGGCUGGAGUACAGUGGCGCGAUCUCGGCUCACUGCAAGCUCUGCCUCCCGGGUUCUGGCCAUCUCCUUCCUCAGCCUCCCGAGUAGCUGGGACUACAGGCGCCCACCACUAGGCCUGGCUAAUUUUUUGUAUUUUUAGUAGAGACGGGGUUUCACCGUGUUAGCCAGGAUGGUCUCGAUCUCCUGACCUCAUGAUCCGCCCGCCUCGGCCUCCCAAAGUGCUGGGAUUACAGGCGUGAGCCACCGCGCCCAGCCUAGGCUUAUUUCUUACUUCUUUACUUCUUCCUCCCUUAAAGAGGCCAUCCCAUCAGCAAGCCCCUGCUGUUCCCAUUUCCUCUGCUUCAAUGCUCACCACCAUCCUCCAGGAAUGCUCUCUCCUUUAAGAGUCAGUUAAAAAAAUCACCUUCCCUUUGAGGAUUCAUUGAAUUUUCCUUUCUGGCCCAUUGCACCCUGUCCACACCUUCACGGUAGCAAUCAUCAUAUUGUAUCGCAGUAACUGGUUUACACACCUGUUUCCACAUCCCAGCCUUUGCACAGUUCUUGAUACACAGUAGGUGCUCUAUAAAUAUUUGCUAAAUAAAUGAGUCCUCGGGUUAAAAUGCAACUUCCCUCUCCUUUCAGCACCUUGAAAUUUACUCAGAAAAGGAAAAGGAAAUGACUGAAGUGUAGACAGUUUAAGCGGAACACAGCAAAGUACCCUGCCUGGGGUGCUCCUGGCCACUAGUUAAGGAAAAAGAAUAAAUAUGGAGACUGGGGUCCCAGCACCUCUGUGGAGCUGUCGUGAUUUCUGUUUACAACAGCCUGGCUAAGCAAUCUGUGGGACCCAGGGCAAAAUGGAAAUGUGGAGCCCCUAUUCAAUAAUGAAGAACUCCAAACAGUGACAGUGGAGCAUUAAACCAAGCUGGAGUCCUGUCCAACUGCACAGGUGGCACAGAUGACCACAGUUGUGUUGUGAUGAUAAUAUCAAGAAGUAUAGAGUGCAGGGAGGCGGGGAGAAAUGUUGGAUCCAUUUUUUAAGGAGUAGCUUUAAAUACGUAAAAUUGUUUUCAAUUUAUUUUCUCAUGCCGCCUCCUUCAUAGAACCCCUAUAAUUAUGUGUUUUCAUUUAUAAGUGCAGAAUUGUUUCUAAAGUAAAUUAUUUUAUUUUACAUUGUUUCAGGGAAAAUGCUACAUACUUCUAGUUAGUCCUUAAGAACAAAUGCUAUGAGCCACACACACUCCACCACUUUCCCCUGAAGUGAACAAGUCACUACUGCAUUUUCUCCAUUCAGUCCCAAACUUCAGGAGAGGAAGGAGAGAAGAUUGGCUGGGCUCUCACAGGAAUAUGUUAAUAUGAAACAUCUUUCAUCAUCACUCUCACUGAUUUUUAAAAAAUCUUGCAUCAGUUCUCCAUGCAGCAGCAUCCAGUCUCUCCAAAGGUAAUUUUAUUUUAUAACAAUCUUAGUAAAUGAGAAAUUGUUGUAUUUAGGCCCUAAAUUUGGCUUAUCAGACAUUAUCGUGAUGAAAUGGCAUGUGCUGAUUGAUAAAGUGAAUGAAGAUGUAUGAUGGGGUAUUUUAAAAACCUCAGGUGGGCAAGUUGAUCUGCACUGCCACAAGUUCUCCAGCAGGGGGCUGCAAGAGGAGUGCCACAUAUCCAGCUGCCCACAGCAGCCAGACCCACCGGUCUCUUGCUAGCCCUCUAAGUAAGUACCUGCUCUCCUAUGUGGGUACCUUUUAUGCCUUGACUCCCUGCCUGUGAAAGUAACAACAGGACCACACACCAUUAGUGACUGCAACACUGUUGGCUACAGCAAGGAGGGGAGUGACCCAAGAAGCCAGACCAGAAGACAAAUGCCAGGUGGGACCCUUCCUUCAGGUUCUCAUCUUGUGCUGCCCAUGCUUGGCUGUUGGUCUGCUCUCAUUUAUAUACUUUAAAGCCAGAGAACCCAGAAACAUGGCUAAGUUUGUGAAACAAAAUCUUCGUUUUACUAUCCUAAUUUCUCUACAACAUGAAAGUUUCACUACCCAGCACCAACAGAAUACAUCAGAUGGAAUCAGAAUUCUUAAACUUGUGAGCUCAGUUUUCUCAUCUGCAAAUGAGAUCAUUACCACUCACUUCAUAGGGCCCCUUAAAAAUCAGCAAGAUAAAGUGCAGGGAGGCGACUGGUAGAGUAGGUACUCAAAUGUUCAUCUCCACAUUUUUUGUUGUCUGGGGCACUUGUGUUACUGAGAAGACAGGGCUGCUGAAAAGGAAGAGAAAAUGGCUCUCCAAAACAAUUGUCGGAGAGAAAAGCUCAGACUGUGAAACACCAGCAGAGCCCAAUUUGUACAAGUUUGUCUGCAGAUGACUCUGCACCUGCCGCUCCUCGCUUAGAUUCUCUCACCUAAGAACAAACAUGCACACAGACGCCCACUCACUGAGCUAAAAACACCUACAACAACUCAAAGAAAUACACACACCAGAACAGAAUUAACUGCACAGAAGCAAAACAGCGAGUCCAUUAGACACAUACCUUGCAGGAUACACACUGAUCUGCUGAAGAUGUAUGUGGUGAGAAGUGAACUGUGCACAGAGACUGAGCAGGGUUAGCAGAGGUGAUGGGGUAGCGGGGAGGUGGGGAGCCAGAAAGGACCACAGAAACCCACGGACUGUGGAAACCCAUAAUUUGCAGGUAUAGUAAUAAUAUUCUACCUUAACAAGACCCAGGGACAUCUCAUAGCUUAUUCAAAUAACUAAACAUACAACCUUUGGCCUUCUUAAUUACUCCAUACCACUAAACUGGCUCUCACAAACAUUCCUAAUAAAGACCAUUAAUUGCCCUAGAGGUAAAGUUCAGCAAUGGAACCAGGGUUGCUCUUCUGCUUAUGACUAGGAUUUCAUGACUGAGAUAGGAACAGUACAGAAUAAACCUACAUGAGUAGUUAUUCCUUAACAGCAUGGAAUAUGCUUUGAGAAGGUACUUUUAUUUGCUUUCCCUAACCAUCACCUUAUUGAUCAACUCCAAUACAAAGAGCCUAUGCUUCUGGGUCACAUGGCAACCGGUAUGCCCAAAACUAAACAAUCAGGAAUCCAAAUGAACAAAAAAGGCAGUUCAAUUUUGUAAGAAACAAUAUAUUUUAUUUUUCUGACACCACAGCUCUGGCGAGUGGUUUUGUACCAAAUUUAAUGGAGGUUACACAGAACGUCUUACGCAUGGGAGGGGGAGGAAAGGGAAGGAACCACAAAAUUUAAAACAAACA
Symphalangus syndactylus (siamang) is the source of this 6628-nucleotide messenger RNA. RefSeq names its product acid phosphatase 6, lysophosphatidic (gene ACP6). The record is from RefSeq and is a predicted model, not a curated record. Gene Ontology annotation, biological process: dephosphorylation; lysobisphosphatidic acid metabolic process. Gene Ontology annotation, cellular component: mitochondrion. Gene Ontology annotation, molecular function: lysophosphatidic acid phosphatase activity. NCBI's taxonomy places the organism in Eukaryota, Metazoa, Chordata, Mammalia, Primates, Hylobatidae.